Molecule: messenger RNA, 1074 nt
Organism: Ramularia collo-cygni
Lineage: Eukaryota; Fungi; Ascomycota; Dothideomycetes; Mycosphaerellales; Mycosphaerellaceae
Product: probable aldo-keto reductase (AKR13), puatative
Exons: 6
Coding region: 1-1074 (357 amino acids)
Cellular component (GO): cytoplasm
Source: RefSeq, a predicted model, not a curated record
AUGCAGAAAGUACAAGAACUCGCCGGCAAAGUCACCGGCGGAGCCAUUGGCACCAAACUCCCCACUCGCAAGCUCGGCAAGAAUGGACCCAACGUCACAGCUCUCGGAUACGGCACAAUGGGCCUGAGUGCCUUUUACGGACUCCCAAAGCCAGAUCCCGAGCGAUUCGCAGUUUUGGACAAGGCUUAUGAGGAAGGAGAAUUGUUCUGGGAUACGGCGGACAUAUAUGCCGACAGCGAGGAUCUCUUGGGCAAGUGGUUCAAGCAGAACCCAGGCAAGAGAGAGAAGAUUUUCCUCGCGACUAAAUUUGCCAACUGCGUUGAUGAUCAGGGUAACCGGUGGGUUGAUAGCACACCUGAGUACUGCCGCAAGGCGUGUGAGAAGUCUCUUCAGAGACUCGGUGUUGAGAGUAUCGAUCUCUAUUAUGCGCACAGACUUGACGGCAAGACUCCAAUUGAGAAGACCGUGGGCGAGAUGAAGAAGCUCAAGCAGGAAGGCAAGAUCAAGUACCUUGGUCUCAGCGAAUGCGACGCAGACUCGCUGCGUCGUGCAUGCUCUGUCGAGCACAUCGAUGCCCUGCAGAUCGAGUACUCUCCUUUCAGCUUGGACAUUGAGCAGCCGUCCAUAGGCCUUCGGAAGGUCGCAAAGGAACUGGGCGUCGCCAUUGUUGCCUACUCUCCAAUUGGCCGUGGAAUGCUUGGUGGCCAGAUCAGAUCUCCAGCGGACUUUAAAGAAGGAGACUUCCGCACAUUCGCUCCCCGCUUCAGCGCUGAGAACUUCCCAAAGAACCUGGAACUGGUCGAUACCAUCACCGCAAUUGCCAAGAGGAAGGGUGUGACCUCUAGCCAGCUUACCCUGGCGUGGUUGAUGGCUCAAGGCGACGAUAUCUUCCCCAUCCCCGGUACGACCGACUUGGGCCGCUUGGAAGAGAACAUCGCCUCUCUGAAGGUGAAGCUCAGCAAGGAAGAAGAGCAGGAGAUCCGCAGCGCGUGCGAGAGAGCGGAGCCAGCUGGCGAUCGUUACCCCGAGUCGUUCGCUUCCAGCCUGUUCCAGAGCACUCCUCCAUUGCAGUAG